AUGGCCAACUACACACCGGUUGCCCAGAACGAAUCGCUGGGAGAUACGUUACUGGCCGAUGAAACUUUUGCCAACGAUCGUGAUAAAAGUGACGCUAAAUCCCACCAUUUGGAGAAGGAUCGUUUGGGCAAACAUCAUUUAGUCAGUCCGUUGGUUGCCAUUAAACAUCCUUCCAUCAUGCGACAACCGACUGCAGUUUCGAAUGUGGACAAUGCCACCGUUGCCCAAUCGAACAACGUUCCAACUGGACAACAACAAGGAUCGGUAGGACCAGCCAAUAACGUUGGUGUUAUUGCUGGUGGAGGCACUAAGCCCAACGUGACAUUCAAACUGAGCGACGAGCCCGACAAAGUUCUUUCGGAUGUGAAAAAUGCCGGGAAGAAGAAUAGCCGUAGGUACCGAAGCCGCUCACUGUCAGCCUCGUCUACCGACAGCUACAGUUCAGCGUCGUACACGGGCAGUUCGUCGGACGAGGAGGAGAUUUCGCCACGUGAAAAAGCCCAGCAAACAUCAAAAGGCAUGACGGAUUUCUGUGUCAGGAAUAUCAACCAAGCAGCUUACGGGCGAAAGGAGAUUGACAUUGCCGAACAAGAAAUGCCAGGAAUUAUGGCGCUGAGGAGACGGGCUAGCGAAGAUAGGCCUUUGAAAGGAGCCAAGAUCGUCGGAUGCACUCAUAUCAACGCCCAGACGGCUGUCCUUAUUGAAACACUAACAGAACUAGGUGCCCAGGUGAGGUGGUCCGCUUGCAACAUUUACUCUACGCAGAACGAAGUGGCUGCAGCAUUGGCUGAAGCUGGUUUCUCGAUAUUCGCAUGGCGUGGUGAAUCAGAAGAAGAUUUCUGGUGGUGUAUCGAUCGAUGCGUCACAGCCGAAAACUGGCAACCAAACAUGAUUCUCGAUGAUGGAGGUGAUGCCACUCAUCUCAUUCUGAAGAAAUAUCCUGCCAUGUUUAAAAUGAUCAAAGGAAUCGUCGAGGAGAGCGUGACUGGAGUCCAUCGUCUCUAUCAGUUAUCCAAGACGAACAAGUUAACAGUGCCGGCCAUGAACGUCAAUGAUUCCGUCACUAAAACCAAGUUCGAUAAUCUCUAUUCGUGCAAAGAAUCCAUUAUCGACAGUUUGAAGAGAGCUACCGACAUGAUGUUUGGUGGCAAGCAGGUGGUCGUCUGCGGCUACGGUGAAGUUGGCAAAGGAUGUAGCCAAGCACUGAAAGCUCUCGGAUCCGUCGUCUACGUCACGGAAAUCGAUCCUAUCUGCGCCCUUCAAGCCUGCAUGGAUGGCUUUCGCGUCCUUAAGCUGAGUGAAGUCAUCCGUAAUGUUGAUUUAUUGAUCACGGCCACGGGCAACAAAAACGUGCUCACUCGCGAGUACAUGGACAAAAUGAAAUCGGGCGCCAUCGUUUGCAACAUGGGACACUCCAACACCGAAAUUGACGUCAACAGUCUCAGGACACCCGACUUGACCUGGGAAAAGGUCCGCUCGCAAGUAGAUCACGUCAUCUGGCCUGAUGGCAAAAAGAUCAUUCUCUUGGCGGAGGGGAGGUUGGUCAAUCUCAGUUGUUCUUCCGUUUCAUCAUUCGUCGUUUCCAUCACAGCCGCCACUCAAGCCCUGGCGCUUAUUGAGCUGUUUAACGCUCCAUCCGGUCGUUAUAAAGCCGAUGUUUACCUCCUACCAAAGAAGAUGGAUGAAUAUGUCGCUAGCCUUCAUUUGCCGACUUUCGAUGCGCAUUUAACUGAACUUUCCGAUGAACAGGCCAAAUACAUGGGCCUGAACAAAACAGGUCCUUUCAAACCGAAUUAUUACAGAUAUUGAGCAGCGCAGAGCUGAAGCAAACAACAGACGCCAUGAAAUUACUGCGCAGACCAACGAAGUAGUUCAACAGAUGUUGUUUUAAUUUCCAACUAUCCUGUUAAAAAAUACUAUCCAAACCUCUUUUCUUCCCUGAUCUGUUUCUUAUCGUUUUGAGAUAAGAUUCCAAACUUAUGUUUUGAUUGUGAACUUAUUUUAUCGAUUCAUCCGUAAAAGAAGAAAAACUAGUGUAGUGAUAUAAUCAUUAGACUUCGGCAUUCUCACAGAUUCGGAGACCUACUUCCCGUCAUUUUAUACUUGCUAGUUUUUCUUAUUUUAUUUUGUCAGUGCAUCAUAAAGGUUCGCCUUUGUAGUAUUCAAUUUCCCUAGUGAAUAUCACGUGACAACGACA
Molecule: messenger RNA, 2197 nt
Organism: Daphnia carinata
Lineage: Eukaryota; Metazoa; Arthropoda; Branchiopoda; Diplostraca; Daphniidae
Gene: AhcyL1
Product: adenosylhomocysteinase-like 1
Exons: 12
Coding region: 1-1809 (602 amino acids)
Biological process (GO): L-methionine cycle
Cellular component (GO): cytosol
Source: RefSeq, a predicted model, not a curated record